CUUUUUUAAGGCCAAUACUCCAGAAUUUAAACUUGGAAACGAAAAUUAAGUCAUGACGUCAGUAAAGAAAACUACAAGGUUACCCGAAGAUCGAAGAGCUGAAGCACGAAAUGGAAAAACAAUUGAGCGUUUAACUACUAUUGAUGAAUCAGAUUGUGAUUUUGAUUCCGUAUACGAUUCCGACUGCACAAAUUUCUUUAUUAAUAUGUCUUUAAAACGGUCUUGCCAAUGCCACAGCGCUAAGAAACGACAACAGAUGAUGAUGAUUAUGAGGAACAAUACGAGCUGGCAGUUUCGAUUCGUAAUCACCCGAUAUGCGACUAAAAUUUUAAUAUCGAUUUUAUUAUCAAUCGUUAUUUUAGCAUCUGCCCAGGAAGUAACGAGAGACACAGACAAAUUGCAUAGAUCAAAUAACACAGAAAGCCAUCGAAAUCAAACACAUACAACUGCUAUUCACACUCCUUUACUAAAAGUACAUAGCCAAAGCCAGAACCAGGGGCUGCCGAAUCAGCAACUAGGUCAGAAGCCAGCCAGCGUACAAGGAUUUAGCGUAAACAGAAAUAGUUUGAUUAGUGGAGAUUCUGUGCUGCAACGUCAGCUGAGGGAGAAAGCGAAACAGGAUAGCUUGGAAUCGAUUAAGAUGCAUAUUUUGAUGCGACUGAACUUAAAGAAAUUACCCAAUAUAACCAAACCAAUAAAUGUACCGCAGAACAUAUUGGAGAAUUUUUAUAAAAACUAUAAUUCCUCGCUUUUUAACUCGAUGUGGGGUCAUAAGAGUAAACCAAAUGGUGCUGCUACUUCUGCCCUAAAUAAGCCUGAAUCAGCUCUGUCUAUGCAUGAAGAUACUGUGACAGACUCUGUGAAUGUUACACAAAACAUUGAACAGAGCUCUAAUAAUAAUUAUAAAUAUGAGGCAUCCAAUAGAAAUACGUCUUUGGAAAUGCAGGGUGACGAUCCCAAUAAUUUUAAAAAUUUUCAUUAUAUCUAUAAUAUUGAAAUUGAUCAAAGGGCACAAACGUCAAAGCAAAAGGUCACUGACUUUACAAUUAACGACGAUGAUAUUGAAUAUGAAAGCAUACUUUCUCAUAUAAGCCGCGUUUACAUAUUUCCAGAACGUGAGUUGUAAAUUUUUUAU
This is a messenger RNA of Drosophila navojoa, 1135 nucleotides long. RefSeq names its product growth/differentiation factor myoglianin (gene myo). The record is from RefSeq and is a predicted model, not a curated record. NCBI's taxonomy places the organism in Eukaryota, Metazoa, Arthropoda, Insecta, Diptera, Drosophilidae. Gene Ontology annotation, cellular component: extracellular region. Gene Ontology annotation, molecular function: cytokine activity; growth factor activity.